AACGCGUGCGCUCCUCCAGUCUCAGUUCAACAGCGCGACUUGCGCGAGAGACACGCUCAAACCCGGGAAUAUGCUACAAAUAUCAGCGGAAUACAGUAAAAUAAGUGUUAUUUCUUAAAAGAAAAGAGCUGCACCCUACAAAUCUGCAGAACUUCCCUAAGCCUGUGUGCUUCUCGAGGGACACCUUAAGACAGAUUUGACCUGCUGUCCCCUGUUUACCGAGAGACAAUCAUCAUCAAUGAGGACAUUAGGAAUGGCUGUGUUCAAGCAACAAAAAGUGGAGGAUUUCUAUGAUAUUAGUGAAGAACUUGGAAGUGGGCAGUUUGCUAUCGUGAAGCGCUGUAAAGAGAAGAGUACGGGUGUGGAAUAUGCUGCAAAGUUCAUAAAGAAGCGGCAGAGUCGGGCGAGCCGGAGAGGCGUUCGGCGAGAGGAGAUCGAGAGAGAGGUGGACAUCCUACAGGAUCUCCAGCAUCCCAACAUCAUCACGUUGCACGACGUUUACGAGAACCGCACUGACGUGGUGCUCAUCCUGGAGCUUGUUUCAGGAGGCGAGCUCUUCGACUUCCUGGCUCAGAAGGAGUCGCUGUGUGAAGAGGAAGCCACAGAAUUCAUCAAACAGAUCCUCAACGGAGUUCAGUACCUGCACUCCAAGAAAAUUGUACAUUUUGACCUGAAGCCUGAAAAUAUCAUGCUGCUGGAUAACAAUAUCCAACUGCCGCGGAUUAAACUUAUCGACUUUGGUUUGGCGCAUAGGAUCAAGGACGGAGUGGAGUUCAAAAACAUUUUUGGGACUCCAGAAUUUGUUGCUCCAGAGAUAGUCAACUAUGAGCCUCUGGGAUUAGAGGCGGACAUGUGGAGCAUCGGAGUCAUCACAUACAUCCUAUUAAGUGGGGCAUCGCCGUUCCUGGGCGACUCCAAGCAGGAAACUCUUGCAAACAUCUCAGCAGUGAACUUUGAAUUUGAUGAGGAGUUCUUCUGCAGCACCAGUGAACUGGCCAAAAGCUUCAUCAGACAGCUGCUGGUGAAAGAUACGAGAAAGAGGCUUAAGAUACAAGACGCACUCAACCACCCCUGGAUUAAGCCCGUAAACCCCAGACAAGCCCUGGUGCGACGACAAUCUGUGGUGAACAUUGAGAACUUCAGGAGACAAUAUGCCCAGAGGAGGUGGCAGCUUUCUUUCAGAAUCGUGGCCCUCUGCAACCACUUGACACGCAUGAUGAAGAAAGGUCACACUAAAACACAGGACAAACCCAAGAUGGGCUACGUAGGUCGAACGGUGGCCAUGUUCGAAAGAGAGUGCGAGAGCGAUCAAGAGGAGGAGGGGAUGCUGAGGAGACCUCGAACCAGGAAGAGAAGUAGCACUUCCUGAAACUCCCUGCUGCUCCUCCGAUCAUCCACAAUAUAAACAUCCCAGCCGCAUGCUGGUUUUGAGGUGAACCUGCGGCGUGUUUGGUGUUUCUAAACGCACACAAGCUGAGUUGUUUUUAGCAAGCGUGUUGAGGUCUGAAUGUGGCUUGUUUGUCUUCAUAGAGAUGCAAUUAUUAUUCGUCAGCAUGUCUGUAAACAUGAUGCAAAAAGUGGCAAAUAUAGAAAGAAAACAUUUGUUCAUGUUGUUUAAAGCCGUGCAUAAAUGUAUUAAUGUACAUAAUGGGAUAAGGAAGAGUUUACUGGAUAUAUUACAAGUUUGUGUGUAAAGUUUACUUGUAUAAUGUUAAAAUACGUACGUUUUAACGUCACUCGUGCCACUUUGCCUUGAGCCUUCGCUGUGUAAUAUGUGCCACAACAUAUUUGCAUUCCUUUAUUGAAAUGUCUUCAGAUUUUAUUGCCUUUCAAAAGUGCAUGAGUGAUAUAGCCAACUUCAUUAUUCUGUAUGAUAUUUGUUAAUUUUAUGUUUAUUGUUUUAUUCCGCAGAUUUUUGUCUCAAGGUGCAGUCACAUUUACUGUUGUUUGGCGAAAGAUUUUCAGACUUCGCAACAGGUUCAAGCUUCUCACGCAAAUUAAAUAAGCUGCUUGGUUUGAAAAUUAGCUUUAUAUGGCGCUACUAUUGACCGUUCACGAUGGACUUGCGAAAUUUCGCCACUGUGAUCAGGAAUUUUGUGUGCGUGUGAAAGAUUUCCUGCAAUUCACUGCAGUUAUCAACCGAAAACUGCUUGGUUUGAAAGUGAUUUUUAAGUGAAAAAUUUGACUGUGACUGCACCUUUUUAAAUUUGCAUUUGACGAAGCAAGUCAGUGCGAAAUGGGCUGGAUUUGAGAUCCAGUGUUAUACUCAGUGUAUUUGCGCUUAAGUGUAUUAAAAUUAGGUCAUUUAUCAAGCCUGAAAGUGACUUGUAAAGCUCUUAAGAUAUUAGUAAUGUAUUAGAUGCCAUUCAUUUUGAUUUCAAAAAUGUAUGUUUAUUGAAAUCAGGGCAGAUAUAAUGCUACAUCGUGUUUUUUUGGUGCAUUGAAAAGUCCAGCCCUCUGUCAGGGAAGGACAAGCAGGAACUCCACCUAUUGGUCAAACGUUUUAAGAAAAUCACAGCUGCUUCAAUGUAAAUUGUUUGUAAUACAGUGCCUUGAGCCUGAAUGUGAGUGUUAGUAUGCUUCACAUACCUCACCAUCAGAAGAGGUUGUAUUCUGUAUGAAUGUAUUCUGUACAAUGGGCUUAUAAAUGAGAGGGCUCAAAAGUUCUCAUUUUAUUUCAUUAAAACAUUGUUAGAACAAAUAAAUCAGUAAUGUUCUUUCUGCUAAAGUAUUAAACCUUAAUCGAUUUUAAACCAUUUUGCAGUGCAUAUUUAUACAUUACAUUAAAUAUAUUUGUUUAUGUGUAUAAACAGGACUAUGUUCAAUGCAUGUUCAUUUACAAUUACAUCACUCCCUGUGCACCAGUCACAUGAUUGCAGGUGUCCGGGGACAAAACAGUGUUGUUUACCAGUAUAAAUCUGCCAGAUUUAUACCAGAAGUGGAAAGUAAUCAGAAAAUGUGCCUCAAGAAAAAAAUCCCUGUUUAUUUUAUACUCUUGAUAUGACACUGUACUUGUGUUGUUCACACUUAAAGUGAAAUGAACAAAGUUUACUAAGAAUAAAAAA
Messenger RNA from Sinocyclocheilus anshuiensis, 3065 nucleotides. RefSeq names its product death-associated protein kinase 2b (gene dapk2b). Gene Ontology annotation, cellular component: nucleus; cytoplasm. The record is from RefSeq and is a predicted model, not a curated record. Bases 239 to 1369 code for a protein of 376 amino acids. Lineage: Eukaryota; Metazoa; Chordata; Actinopteri; Cypriniformes; Cyprinidae. The transcript has 12 exons. Gene Ontology annotation, molecular function: ATP binding; protein serine/threonine kinase activity. Gene Ontology annotation, biological process: protein phosphorylation; positive regulation of apoptotic process; intracellular signal transduction.